Molecule: messenger RNA, 2389 nt
Organism: Bombus pyrosoma
Lineage: Eukaryota; Metazoa; Arthropoda; Insecta; Hymenoptera; Apidae
Product: heat shock 70 kDa protein cognate 4-like
Biological process (GO): protein refolding; vesicle-mediated transport; cellular response to unfolded protein
Cellular component (GO): cytosol; cytoplasm; plasma membrane
Molecular function (GO): ATP-dependent protein folding chaperone; ATP binding; misfolded protein binding
Source: RefSeq, a predicted model, not a curated record
UACCUUUGUAGUGCUGAAUUUCGUAUUCAUAUUCUUCGAGUCUAAGUCUUCAUCUAAUUCAUCUAGAGGAAGGGUCUUUGCAAUUUUUGAGCCAAGUGAGUGCUUGGUGGUCGGUUCGAAUAAUGAAUCGUCUUUCUAACAGAAUAAUUUUUCUCUGGUGGGUUGAGUGUUCGUGAUAUGUAACAGCAAGGAUGUCCGACUUGUGAUAGGAUUGCGCCUAUUCCUUCAUUGGAAGCGUCUGUGUGAUAAAACAUGUCGGAAGCUCCCGCAAUUGGAAUUGACUUGGGCACCACGUAUUCCUGCGUCAGUGUCUUCCAACAUGGAGAAGUCAAGAUCAUUCCAAAUGAUCAGGGAAAUCGAACGACACCGAGUUUUGUCUCCUUUACAAACGGAGAAAUACUGAUCGGCGAAGCAGCCGAAGAUCAGAUGGAGACAAACCCAUUGAGCACUAUCUUUGAUACGAAGAGACUGAUCGGCCGUGGCUAUUAUGAUAAGACGGUACAGACAGACAGGAGAUACUGGCCCUUUGUGGUGGUAAAUGAUAAAGAUAAAGUAAAGAUCAGGGCUUUAUACAAGGGUAAAAUAGAGAGAUUCUUCCCUGAAGAAAUAUCUUCCAUGGUGCUUAAGAAGAUGAAGCAGACAGCAGAAGCGUACUUAGGGAAGACUGUUACCGACGCCGUUGUUACUGUUCCAGCAAACUUCAGUAUCUCUCAGAGACAAGCCACCAAAGAUGCAGCAGUAAUUGCAGGUCUAAACGUUUUGAGACUAAUGAACGAAUCAACAGCGGUGGCGAUAGCUCAUAGUUUAUACAGACAGGACACAGAAAAGAAGUCCGCGUUGAUCAUUGACUUAGGAGGUAGCACCUUCGAUGCUUCCGUUGUUACCAUUAUGAAUGGUAAUUUCGAAGUCAUAAAAACACUAGGCGAUAGUCAUCUCGGCGGAGAAGACUUCAAUGACAGAAUGGUGGAUUAUUUCGUUAAAACUAUCAGGAUGAACUAUAGGAAAGACUUAAGAAUAAGGACAGUCGAGAAUAUCAAGGUUCUUAAUCGAUUAAGAAUCGCGUGUGAGAAGGCGAAGAGAACUUUGAGUUCAUCAACGAAAGCCAGGAUCGAAAUAGAUUCUCUCUUCGAGGGCAUUGAUUUCUACGUAGACAUCACCAGAGAGCAAUUUGAACAACUUUGCGAGGAUCUGUUCACAAGGAUAUUGAAUAUAGCUACGUUAGCUGUGAAGGAUGUAUACCAUCUUGACCAGUUUGUUCUAGUCGGCGGAUCUAGCAGAAUACCAAAGAUUCAGAAAUUAUUACAAGAUCACAUAUGUUGCGAUUACACAGAAAUUAACAAAUCGAUCAAUCCUGACGAAGCUGUUGCCUAUGGAGCAGCUGUACAGGCUGCUAUUUUGCGCGGCAAUAAGUCGGAAGUACUUCAACGUUUAUCACUAGUGGAUAUCCUUAACCUACCUCUGGGUAUAGAAGGAGCUCGUGGUGUCAUGAUACCCGUGAUCGAGAAGUACAAGAGGAUACCAAUAAAAGAAACGAAAACCUACACAACGUAUUCCGAUAAUCAACCUGAUGUCCUGAUCCAUGUAUGCGAUGGUGACAGAGCUAUGACUAUAGAUAAUAAUAGUGUCGGCAAGUUCGAGCUUACUGGCAUUCCACUUGCACCUAGGGGCGUACCCCAGAUUCAAAUAACAUUUGACAUCGAUGCAAGUGGUAUUCUGACCAUCUCUGCCAUUGAGAAAUCAACUGGAAAGGAGCACAAAAUUACCGUCAGGAACCAAGAACGAUCGGAGGCAGGCAUCAACAGUAUGGUGGAGAAAAUGAAAAUGUAUUGUAAGGUAGAUCAAGAUCAACAGAUUGCUGCCGAGAACUCCUUGACGUUCCAUUGUUUGGACACGAAGAGUACAAUACUGGAGGAUGAGAAGAUCAAAGAUAAGAGCGAUUCGUCUAACAAGCAAGAGGUUACCAAUAAAUGGAACGAAGUAAUUUCAUGGUUGUAUGCGAAUCAAUCGGCAAAGGAAAAAUUCGCUGAUAAACAAAAAGAAUUGGAAGCCAUCUGCAAUUCUAUUGUUAUAUUACUUAGUAGUUAAUUCUUUUUAUAGUUACUUAUAGUUAAUUGCAUUAAGGUGGAGCCACACCUAGUGGAUUCCCUGGUGGAUUCCCUGGUCCUGCUCCAGGAGGCGGUAGCGCGGGUGCUCGAGAACCAGCCAUCGGACAAGUUGACUAAAUGCAACACACUGUCCACUGAACUGAACAUCUUUCUACAUUUCAUCUUAUUUAUUUCAACAUCGCUUUGUACAUCGAUUCUCAUAUUUAUUUAUCAUAGAAAUAUUUAUGUUUUGAGAUCAGAGGCUUUAUUUUACUGUAAGAAAAGUAUUGAAAAUUCGUAAUGUA